GGCUGCUGCUGCGGCGGCGGCGGACCGGGACGAGCGCCCGGAGGUGGCGGACGAGGCGCCCGGGGCCCCCAUGGGCGGGUGUGUGGGCGCCCAGCACGACUCCUCGGGCAGCCUCAACGAGAACUCGGAGGGCACCGGAGUUGCUUUAGGUCGUAACCAGCCUUUGAAAAAGGAGAAACCAAAAUGGAAAAGCGAUUAUCCUAUGACAGAUGGACAGCUGCGCAGCAAGAGGGAUGAAUUUUGGGACACUGCACCAGCUUUUGAAGGCCGCAAAGAGAUUUGGGAUGCCCUGAAGGCUGCUGCGCAUGCUUUUGAGAGCAACGAUCAUGAACUGGCACAAGCAAUCAUUGACGGUGCAAACAUCACACUGCCGCAUGGUGCGCUUACUGAGUGCUACGAUGAGCUGGGGAACAGAUACCAGCUUCCUGUCUAUUGCCUGGCGCCUCCGAUCAACAUGAUAGAGGAGAAGAGUGACAUAGAGACUCUGGACAUCCCCGAGCCUCCGCCCAACUCCGGCUACGAAUCGCAGUUGCGCUUGCGCCUCUCCACCGGCAAGGACCUCAAGCUGGUGGUCCGCAGCACAGACUCGGUGUUCCACAUGAAGAGGCGGCUGCACACAGCCGAGGGCGUGGAGCCCGCCAGUCAGCGGUGGUUCUUCUCCGGCAGACCUCUCACUGACAAGAUGAAGCUGGAAGAGCUGAAGAUCCCAAAGGACUACGUGGUGCAGGUGAUAGUGAGCCAGCCCCUGCAGAACCCGCCCCCGGUGGACAACUGAGCUGCUUCCUGCUCGCUCCUGUUUCCCACUCUGUGGCGUGAAAUGUGCUUUCACUGCUCCAAAUUCCCUAUGAAUGGAUCUAGUUCUGAGGAAUUACCAGUGAAAAAUUCCAUCUGUGAUGGAGACCAACAAAAAUAAUAAAAACACAAAGAGCCAGCCUUCGAGACUCAUGUAACUACAAUUUCUAAUUUGAGAAGCAGUUAAGAUAUAGAUAGCCAUUUAUUUUAAAACAUUCACCAACUAUGUAAUUGCUGUAUUUAAAUGAUUGGGACUAUAACAGGAACGCUGCAUCCGUGAAGAACAGCACCAAGCACCUUUUGAAUAAAGUUUCCAAAAAUAUGUACAUCAAAUCAUAUCAUUUCCAGAUAUCAUCAAUAACAGCUAUAAGACAGAGGCUUUGAUUUUUUGUUUGUUUGUUUGUUUGUUUAAUGAACUCGGAAAAGCCCAGCACUGGAGGUUAGCCUCCAUCCUGCUCCGGUUUGUUAGCGUUAGCUCGUGUCAUCCGCGGUCCUGAAGGAGUGGAGACUGGCAGACUGUCUCAGUGCUGCUUGCCCCACGCCCACUUGUGGAACUCCUUACUUACAUUCACACUAAAUGCUGGUGCCUUUCAGCACGUUGGUGACAGCACCCUUCUGGAACUCUCGGCAAUAAUGUUUUCAGUGCAGUCAGGUCUGUCAUCAGCUGGUACUUGGUUGAAAAGUCUCUUGUCGCACAAGUAUGCUGAACCGUUUCUGUAAUCAGUAAGGCUGUGUUCCUGUCCAGGCUUAGAAGGUCACUCCUAUAUAAUACCCUCAUUGACAGAUGCACUCUGCUUGGAACUUCCUGGAGCUAACUGUGACCCCCAGAUGCAUAGGGCCUGGGUCAGGGAGGCCAGGAAUCCAUGACAGCUGUUUCCACUAUGGAUAAUAACUUCAUUAUAUCUGCUUCCCACUUGGCAAGAAUGAUGUAAGAAAAACCCAUUCCGGGGAGAGGUAUGCCUCUCUUUGGUCUUCCAGAGAAACAUUUCAAACCACAGUUGACAAACACGAAAGGUUCACUGGCCUUCCUUAAACAUCAAGAGCAAGACGACAUGCUGGGAAGUGGCCUCUGGCGCUCUGACUCAGCGCUGCCUCUCAGCACGGCGGGCGACCAUUUUCCCGCCUGCCUCAUUCCUAGCAGAGGUCGGUUAACCAUCCACCAGUUAGGUCCUGUCAGAGAUCUGCUAAGAUAACCUGGCUGUUGUACACAGUGGCUGGAGCAGAGCUGCCAAGGAUCGUGUUUCACGGUGAGGCGUUGAAAGGCUCCUUCCAUGCAAAGGGGCAGCACGAGAGCCGAGAGUCCCUGAGGUGUGAAAGAGGUGGACACACACCAUGCUCAGUGGGAAACCCUAAGCCUCCAUGCCUACCUGGAUGUGAAACACCAUUACUACUUUCAACGGCAAAUUCAAACUGCUAAUUAGUUUAAAUGUAAUAGAGUUAAAUUUCAUAUAGCCUGAUUAAAUACAUCUGUAAUUGUACUAUGCCAUGUUUUUUGAGAGCUUUAACUACUUUUCUAUUUUGUAUUCAAAUCAUUUAAAAAGUGUGGUUAUAUCUAAUUUAGGUUUGCUAAUAAUUGAAUCUAAAUUCAGGAGAAAAAAAAAGUCACAUAAAUUCCAAAGGACAGCUAUUUCGUUUUCAGGGGUGGACAUGUAAGGGUAUUUCAACAUACUGUCCCCGACAGCAAAGACAUUCACUUGCGUGUCACAUUGCCAUAGCAACAUCUCUCAAAAGUUUGUCGAUUUGGGAAGUAAAACAGGUGGAUGUUUAGACUUAAGAAAAUUGAUAACAUAUUUAUGAUUAGCAGAAGGUCUUGUUUGUUGAGGAUUUGAGCUCUUGUUAAGAGUUUAUUUCAUUUUAAAGGGUCAUAUUCUAUGGGCAUGUUUCACUAACCCAGGUGAGAAAACCAUGGUGCUGUUUCAUUGUAAAUAGAUUGAUACAAGAUUGGACCAAUACUUGAUGUGUAUAAUUUUAGUAUGUA
Ochotona curzoniae (black-lipped pika) is the source of this 2770-nucleotide messenger RNA. RefSeq names its product ubiquitin domain containing 2 (gene UBTD2). Gene Ontology annotation, molecular function: protein binding. The transcript has 3 exons. The record is from RefSeq and is a predicted model, not a curated record. Bases 71 to 775 code for a protein of 234 amino acids. NCBI's taxonomy places the organism in Eukaryota, Metazoa, Chordata, Mammalia, Lagomorpha, Ochotonidae.